CCCACUAGCUCUCCCUCCACUAUAACACUCCCACUCUUCACCUCACAAUCCAAAGCAGCUGCCUCCCACAACAAUUGCCACUUAUGGCUCCUCCUCCUCCCAAAUUCUUCUCUCUCCUAUUCCUCCUCUCUCUCCUCUUCUCUCUCCAAGCUCAAGCCAGAGAGAGCCAAUUCUUUAGCAAAGUUGCCAGUUCUAACAACAACAAUGUGAAGAAAUCAGAGCUCACAAAAACGGAGACUCCAAAAACAGAGUCUCCAGAAACAGAGCUCCCAAAAACAGAGUCCUCAGUAUUCAAGCAAGAGCAAGAGCCAACUUUCAUUCCAGAGACUCAAAACGGAUAUGGCCUCUACGGUCAUGAGUCCGGCCAGCUGCCUCCCUCCACCUCAUCCAACGGUGGACCCUACAACACCGUCGCCGCCACCACAACCAACGGUGCACCCUACAAGUACACUCCCAACAACAACAACAACCUGCCCUAUACGGCCGAGGCAGAGAAGCAGCACAAUACAAAGUACCCCGACAGAUACAACAACAACUACAAUCCCAACAAAAACAACUACUACUACAACGGGAACAACUUUGAGGCCAACCCUAAUGGCCUCAGUGACACGAGGUUCGCUCAGAGCAGCUACACCACCACCACUGCCACCCCCAACAACUACCAGAGCAACAACAACAACUUUGAGGCCAAUCCCAAUGGCCUGAGCGACACAAGGUUCGCUCAGAGCAGCUACACUACCACCCCCAGCACCUACCUGAACAACAACAACUUUGAGGCCAAUCCUAAUGGUCUGAGCGACACGAGGUUCGCUCAGAGCAGCUACACCGCCACCCCAAACAACUACCAGAACAACAACAACUACUACAAUGUUGAGAAGCAGGGAAUGAGUGACACUAGGUUUUUGGAGAACGGCAAGUACUACUACGACCCGAGAAGCGAGAGCAACUACAACCAGAACCAGUACGGAAACUCUAGGGUGGCGGACUCAAAAAAUUGGUACAACAACAGGGGCAGUUACGGCAACGGAAAUGCGAACCAGAACACCUAUAACUCCAUGGAAGAGUACCAGAAUGAGGAGGAGUUCCAAGAGAGCGAAGAUCAGUUCGUGCCAUGAGACUUGUUUUGAGUAGUACCACUUUGCUGUGUUUUGAUAUAUAUAUUUAUGGUAAUAUGUUUUCAUCGAAAAGAACAUGAUUAAAGAUAGAUUAUUGUCUCUGUUUCUGCAAAACAAUGCUUCAGCGUUCAUGCUUUGCAAAAGCUUAAGUUUGUGGACUACGAAAGAGUCAAGAAAAUGUAUAUCAGCUUCUCCCUACAAGGUAUUUUGUUUCAA
Molecule: messenger RNA, 1331 nt
Organism: Pyrus x bretschneideri (Chinese white pear)
Lineage: Eukaryota; Viridiplantae; Streptophyta; Magnoliopsida; Rosales; Rosaceae
Product: protein E6-like
Exons: 1
Coding region: 84-1115 (343 amino acids)
Source: RefSeq, a predicted model, not a curated record